AUGGCUCAAAUCACGUCACCAAUCAGCGAGGAGCUCGUCUCCAAGGUGACAAAGUACGUCGAGGCUUACAUGGCGAAAUACGACGCCUCCCACGACUUCAACCACAUUAAGCGCGUCGUCUCUCUCGCUCACCGCAUUCACGCACGAUCACCAGCUACCCCGGCCCUGGACAAACACAUAAUCACCCUCUCCGCCCUCCUCCACGACGUCGGAGACCGCAAGUACCUCCAGCCCGGCGAGGACGCCUCGACCCUCGUCUCCGCCGUCCUCCAGUCCCUCGGUGCAGAACCGGAACUCGCAGCCCGCGUGCAAACCAUUUGCCUCGGCGUCAGCUACUCCAGCGAGAUCAAAGAUCCACCUCGCGUUCGGGGCCUAAUCGCAGAGUAUCCGGAGCUCGCUGUCGUGCAGGACGCAGACCGCCUCGACGCUAUCGGCGCCGUGGGGAUCGGGCGCUGCUUCACGUUUGGCGGUGCCAAGGGUGCGCGCAGCAUGGACGACUCCAUCGUCCACUUUGAGGAGAAGCUGAUCAGGCUCGAAGGGAUGAUGAAGACGGACGCCGGAAGGGAGAUGGCGCGGGAGCGUACGAAGAGGCUUCUGACCUUCAUGGAGUGGUGGCAGGACGAGGCCGGUCCUGUCAGUGCCUGA
Colletotrichum orchidophilum is the source of this 645-nucleotide messenger RNA. RefSeq names its product HD domain-containing protein. The record is from RefSeq and is a predicted model, not a curated record. Lineage: Eukaryota; Fungi; Ascomycota; Sordariomycetes; Glomerellales; Glomerellaceae. The transcript has a single exon. The coding region runs from base 1 to 645 and encodes 214 amino acids.